Molecule: messenger RNA, 768 nt
Organism: Protobothrops mucrosquamatus (brown spotted pit viper)
Lineage: Eukaryota; Metazoa; Chordata; Lepidosauria; Squamata; Viperidae
Product: lipoxygenase homology domain-containing protein 1-like
Exons: 7
Molecular function (GO): protein binding
Source: RefSeq, a predicted model, not a curated record
CUAUGAAAUGGAAGGUAGUAAUUUUUACCAGUGACCAGCCAUCUUCAGGAACCAGCUCGCAAGUUUAUAUUACAUUAUAUGGGGAACAAGGCAAUUCAGGAGCUGUCUUUCUAUACGGGGAGGAGAAAAAAGUGUUUGAAAGAGGAAGCACAGAUACUUUCAUUAUUCACACGGAAGACUUGGGAGAUCUAUACAAAAUACGGAUAGGACAUAAUAAUUCUGGAGAAACCCCUGCCUGGCACUGCAAAGAGCUGCAAUUGCAGAAUCUUGUAACAGGAGAAAAGUACGAUUUCUCUGUUGAAAAGUGGCUGACGCAAACUCAAGAUGAAGGUGAAAUCAGUCAGGAACUUCCUGUUUUGCAUCAGGGGCAGCCCAUUCUUCCAGUGGCAAUGUACAAGGUGCAUGUAGUAACUGGUGAUCUCUGGAAUGCUGGGACAGAAGCUGAUGUGUACAUAGCAAUCUAUGGAGAAAAAGGUGACACAGGGUGCCGACAGCUGCAUAGGUCAAUGAAGUCUCAAAAACACAUGAAAGGACAAACCAAUACAUUCUCACUUGAAGCUGUGCACCUUGGACAUUUAUGUAAAAUUGUUAUAGGACACAAUGGACUUGGCUCAGGAAAUGGUUGGUUUCUGGAGAAAAUUGUAGUCCAGGAUCCUAUCACAAACUCAGAUUAUAUCUUCCUAUGUUACAGAUGGCUAGAUCAAGGAGAAGAUGAUGGCAAAAUUGUCAGAGAACUUUAUGUCAUUGAUAAUUACACCAUUGCAAGGA